GAGAAACUGUCAGUUUCGUAUAUAAAUGAAGUAGGCUGCGAACGUCUCCCUUUUAUAACCUCAAAAAUGCGCGAGAAGUAUAGUGUUCUGAUGGCAAAGUGAUCUAAUUUUAUCAUUUAAUUGGUGUUAAAGUGAACGGAUUACCAUUAUGCCUUCAAAAAAGAGAAAAUACAAUGCGAGGUUUCCAGCUGGGCGAAUCAAGAAGAUUAUGCAGACAGAUGAAGAUGUGGGGAAAGUCGCCCAGGCCGUCCCAAUCAUAAUUUCGCGCACCCUGGAGUUGUUCGUGGAGUCCCUACUCAGCAAGGCGAUGCAGGUGACGCUGACGAGGAACGCGAAGACCCUCAGCCCGUCCCACGUCAAGCAGUGUAUCCUGGCAGAGUCCAGGUUUGACUUCCUGAGGGAUUUGGUAAAAAACAUCCCAGACGUGUCCGCGGCGGAGGAGAAAGAAAUGAUGAGCGCUGAGAGUUCGCCAAAUUCGUCAAGAUGCUCAGAAGUGACCGCGCCGCCGCGCAGGAUAGCGCGCGAAGACUCGAAUAGUUCAAGCAGCUCUGACGUCAGAGUACAACCUCCGCCAAUCAUAGCGCCGCAUCUCAAGCGAGCGCUCUCCGCCGAGACCGAAAUACCCCACAAAACACCCAAAAUGGAGACAAUCACCUCACCCGUAGUCUCCCUCGACACAGCUAUAGAUCUGUCCAAAAAGUCCACGGAAGAGAAGCCGAUAAGAACGGCCAACUUCUACCAAGAGACGCUACCCGAGGAGAUACCACACAAAAGUGUCAUAACCGUCAACCCCACGUACGCCUCCCCACAGCCUUCGACGAGUUACACGAAUCUGACACCUAUAGAACCCGUACACAGAAUAGAAAUUCCAGUGCCAAAACCGUUUGAAGGGCGAUCCGUGACGCCCAGGACGCCGGUGACUCCGAUCCUAAAUAUAGACUUCACGAAGAAUCUGACCAAACCGGAGAUCAAAGUUCUGGAUACGACAGCGGCGAACAUCAUGGGCAUGCCUAAGAAUGACAAGUUAAAAGUUCAGAGGCAAAUUUCAAAGCACAAGGAAAUAAAGAAGGUCGAGUUGAAGCCGCUUGCGCCGCCGCUUCCGGUCGACAUAGAUCGUUUGAAUUCCGGUAAUCUACAAAUAGACGAGGACUAUGAUACCUGAAUAUGUUUUGUUUGUUUUUUCGUGUUUUAAGGAGUUUUUGAUGUCGCCGUGUUUGUUGUUUGAACGGUUUUUGUUUUUUAUUCUGUGUUGACAGGUGACGCUGUCAGUGUCAGUUUGACAGUGACGUGUGUUCGUUUAAACGACAGAUACGGCUUCGAAGUCACGUUGUUUACCAACUUAGGUAUAAACGGUAAGUUUAGGUCAGAGUAAUUUUUUUGUUUUUUUUUUUUUAUACGCUGAAUAACAAUGAUAUUCGUAGGUGUUUCAUAGUUGAAUAUAAGUUAAAUGGAUAAUGUGACUGUAUGUGUAUCAAAGUCUGUGUGUGUGAGGUAUUUUGUAUUAAGAAUGAGAUUUCUGUGUUUUUUUAAGGUGUGAUGAAUGACUUGGAUAUACGGCGGUGUUGCCAAUACAAAUAUUGUCUUAUUAUUCAGUAAGAUAUUUUCCUUUUUGGCAAAACCGAUAUUCAGAACUUUUUUUUUACAAAGUGCCGGUAAUAAAUGAUUAUAAUAGUAUAUGAAAUUUUACUUUAAAAUCCGUGUCGUAAGGCUUAAAUUACUACAUAAAGGUAAACCACGCGUUUCCGUCUACGAUUGGCUAAUAUUAAAAAGUUAUCGGCGUUGUUAAAUAUUAUUUUUAUUUUUGUAAAGUGAAUUUAGAGAUUAUUGAUGUGAAUUUGUAAAAUGUCUGACGUAUUUUGGCUUCAGCAAUAAGUUUACGUCUAAUCCAAUGAUUAUAAUUUAAGGUGACAACAUAAAGCUGUAUGUAACUAAAACAACUACAGUACUCGGCAGUAAGUAUUCCGCGAGUUAAUAGAAAAUGAGUCCAUAGUUAUCAAUAAAAUAUCAUUUAAAUGUGAUAUAGGCGACGCACAAAGUUGAAGCCGAUAUUUAUACGAACCAUGUAUUACCCACUAUCCCACUGCUGGGCACGGGCCUCUGCUACUGAGAGGUAUUAGGCCUUAGUCCACCACGCUGGCUUAGUACGGAUUAGUAGACUUCACAUACCCUCGAAAUUCAUAUAGAAAACUCAGGUAUGCAGGUUUCCUCACGAUUCUGUCCUUUACAGUUAAAGGAAGCGAUAAUUCACAAUAACUUUUUUAAAGUCAGAUGCCCAUGGGUUCUGAACCUGCGGACAUUCGUCUCGGCAGUCAUUCCACUCCCAACUAGGUUAUCGCUUCUUGAUAUAUUUAAGUGCGAUUAAUAUUUUCUGCCGUGUACUGUACGGAGAUUAUUCAGUUGGUAAUUAAUAUUAAGCUCAUUUAUGUAUUGUCCAAUUAUCGCAUUCAAGCUUUAAUAUGCCACUAUCGAUAUAUAGUCAACUGCAAAUGAUUGUAAUACAACUUGGUUUUUAUUCGUGCAUGCAUUCGUCAGCAUUGACGUAUAUUUUAUAGACACGUCAAUAUAAACUAUUUGUUCAAAAUCUGAAUUAAAAUGGCAACCAAAACGUCACUGUUAUAACCUAUUUAUUCACUUGAACAAAUAAUUUCACUUUUUUGACAUAUUUUUAUUCACAUUCAGGUUUACACUUAGACUCGAGUUCUUAUAUUAUAACCGCCACACCGUACAUAACCACACGCUGGCAAUUUUGAAAUCAUACUAAAGUCAGGUGUACGGAUUGCAGUACAGUUGAGUCGAACACAAUGAGUGUAGAGAAAGCUAAAUCUAGUACGUAGUCCAUAUAUAUCGAUGUUCGUAAGAGGUUGACGUACAUACCAGUGCCGAAUGGUCUAUAUAACUUGAAUCCGGAUACCCUUUUGUGAUUUAUAUAAAAACUGCAAACCGUAUUUAUGUAUAUUAGUAGUACUUAUAUAUUGUGCAGGCUAUUCUCCCUUAGAAAAUAUCUCAAUUCGCCACUGGUACAUACUACAUACAUAAUUACUCCCCUGUGUUAACGCCAUUAUGUGUACAAAACAAAAUGUAUUAAGCGCCUUUAUCAUGUUUAUGAUCAGCGACUCGUCAAAUAUUAACCGACAAAAUUUAAAAGUCCCACUGUUAGCUAUGACGUAUGAUAUAGGUACUAUCUUCAUUAGUCUAAUAUUUCUGUCGGAUAUCAUUUACUUGAUUAUUGUAAAAGGCCCUAAAAAUAUGUUGAGUAUAUAUAAAUGUUUAUAAACUCUGCAUUUUAUUGAAAUAAAACUAUAUUUCGGAUUUUAUCACGGUUUUUUCUAUUAUGAUUUUAGUCUCGCAUUUCACAAACUUUGCAGCCUUAAAAAAUUAUAAUAUAAAAAACUGAGAAAAAAUAGGAAAAUAGUUUUAUUUCAAUGUCCAACAUUCGUGUACACCUAAUAUAUCAUUAUCUACAUUUUAAUAUCAAAUUUGCAAUAAUUCAUAACACUGUAAAUUGAAAUCUAAAAAAUUUACUUCAUGAUCCCAUCCAAAAUUCCAGGCUGCGACCGCGCCUGCCUUGUGUAUGGUCGCUAUCCGGGCGGAUAUAAAAUACAUCCUACCACCAGCAAUAUAAACACAAUAGACAUUUAUAUAUGCGUUAGUGUGGACAUGAUCGUAAAUGAUUGUAAAUCAAAUUAGAAUAUAUAGGAAUAUGUGUAUAAUAUGUUCUAUAUCAGGAAUGGCGAACCAUUGGCACGCGAGUCAGUGGCGGCACGAGACAAAAUAAUUCGGGCACGCCUAUAAUAUCCCAAGUCCCAACAAAAAUGGACUGCCUCGAUAGCGUAGUUCUACUGCAUGCGCGGUACGGCAGCGCCUGAAGUCCUGGGUUCAAAUUCCGGGUCGGGCAAAGUGAUAUUUGGGUUUUACUGCUCAGUAUCAGCCUGGAGUCUGGGAUUUAUGCCCGAUAUGACGAUAGGCUCGCCCCCUACCACAUCAUGAGACGGAACACACUUGUCGAAAAAUAGGUGCCUUGUUUGCGCCUCUACAUACCGCUUCGGGGAUAAAUGUGUGUUGUUUGUGUUAAAAUUUUGUUCGGACAUAACAACAGAUCGCUAAUAAGGGGCAUUCGGACAGAUAAGGACAGCUUUGGAUGGCAAGUUACCGACAGAUUAUAUAUUUUUUAAUAAUGGCACGUUUAUAAAGGUUCGCCACCCCUGUUUAAUAUAGACAGGGGAGUGCGGUAGAAUACAAAAAACUGAGAAUGUUUUCUGGUGCUCCUAGCAUUGUAAAGGCACGUCAAAUAUAAUAAAAACUCAUUUGUGAAAAAAAAUGACGUCAUAAUGUUUGAACCAUUUUGUGAUGCAAGUUUAUACUUUAAGUUACAACAGUAAAACUCAUUUGUGAUAAACAUUGACGUCAUAAUGUUUGAACCAUUUCGUGAUGCUGUUAUAUACGCUAAAUUUACAGCAGUUUCUUUAAAAUGUAUAAUUGUAUUACUGCACUAAUGAGAGUUACUACAUCAAAGUUAUAUCACAGAGCAAUGUCCAUUCAUAGACGCGCAUGCCCAGAAGCAAACACUGAAAAUCAUAGUGUUACUGUUUAGGUACUAAAAACUAAAAUGUCAGAAGACUGCCAGAUUGAUAUAAUAAAAAUAAUCAUAACCUCACUAAAAAUCAUAAAUGAUACACAAAUACGAGAUGAAUGAUUUGAUUACUAGUAUUAAAUCAAAAUUGCUGUUAUUAAAUUUAAUGCGAUAUUGCUAUCAUUUAUUAUUUAUUAAUACAUUUACAAAAUAUGUUUUUGGCGAACACGGCCGAAUUGAUUUUCCGCCAUUUUGAAAGUUACACGGUCAUUUUAAUUCCUCAGUAAUAAAAUAAUAAAAACUUCUGGCAGACUUUUAAUAGUGCUUAAUUUUUUAAAUUAAAAUUAGAAGCAAUUUGAAUUGCUGAAGUUCAUCAACUCGUACUAAAAUAGGCAUUGCUUUCAUAGUAAAGCUACAACAAUAUUGAUUCUUCAGAAUACAAAAAAAUAAUAUAAGUAGUGAAAAAACAAAUACUUAUAGGUAAUAUAUCGCCUCCACCGCAUCCUUAUUUCAAUGUCAACAUACCACAGUUACCUCCGCAGUUGGUUGAGUUAAUACAUUUUUAUGUUGUUAGCAGAUGUCGCCCUUUGCAUAGGUCGGUUAGCACAAAAACGCUGUUUCUAAGACUAAAUCGACGGUUGAAAGGCUGAUGACUUAAGCGACAUUUCCUUUUCGAAAAAAUUUAACUAGCUUAAAAAAACAUAGAAAAAAGUGCUGAUUAUGCAUAUGUAUGAAACUUAGUGUCGCAAAAAAUGUCGUUUAAGUAAGUUAGCCUUUCAAAAGUCGGAAUUAAUUAAGCUGUUGUAUAAAAUCUUUACGAUUACGUGUACGGGAACUCCUACUUCAAGAUUUUACGGACAUACGGCCGAUAUUUAAUGAUCCCAAUCGCUAUCUUUAGAUCGAUCUCGAUGAUCAAAGUAAAGUUUCAAUGGAGUUGUUUAAGAGUAUUGCCUGACGUGAUUGCACGUGGGAGGAGAUAUUAUUCUCUAAUUUAGGCCUAAGCUAUCUAUAAGCAUGUGGAACUUUUUUCUGAUUUCCCAUUUUCCGAUCGAUUUGAAGAUAGUAAUUGUGAUCGUUAUUGGACUGUGUUGUGAAUGAGUAUUAUGUAAGGAUACAGAUCAUUUUCAUUUCUGGGAUCAUUUUUGGGUUGGAUCAUUUGUACACGGUCCAGUUGAGUCGUUAGUAUAUAUUUUGUCAAAGUAAAACCGCUAUGUAGCCUCAGUGAGAAGUGUAGAUGUUAUGCUGCUGUUAGAAUUACAUUGAACUGUCCCUUAGCACCCUGCCCUCUCGUCUGAAUACGGCCCCUUUUGAUCAAAUACGCGCAUUUUUGUUAAAAUCGUAAAAAAAUCGCAAAUUAACUUGAUUGUCUUCAUAUAGCUGUAAUUAGAGGAAAUAUGUUAUAUGUGGAAUGUAAUUGGUAUUUAUGGAAUGUAUUGACUAUAUUUGUGAGCGAUUCGAUCAAAUGAUGCCAAAAUUUGAACUUUCAAUAGUUACAUUUUAUCUUGGACUAUUCUAUGAUGCGACAGAGAGUAGAAUCGUUGGUAGACGGCACCAGCUUAAAAAUACAGUCCUUUGAAAUCUUUAUAUAUGUCUCAUAAGUUUGUUUGAAAUAAAAUUAUAGUGAGAAUUAUAGUGCGGAUUCAGAAAUUUGCAACGGGGGGCAAAAGUCAUGUGUUAAAAUAAUUUACACUUGAAUUUCGUCGUCUAAGCAAAUAUAUGGCUGGACUCCGCUAUAUUUGUACCAAAACUGUAUGUUCUUACGUAUAAAAAUGCGAGAAAAUCGAGUGUAAAUAUUGUCAACACAAUACUUGUAUUUAAAAUAUUGUAUAAUAUAUCAUCUUCCAUAGUUAUAACAUACAUUAAGUGAUUUCUCAUUCUAGUAAACUAAGGUGUAUAAUGACAGGGGGGUCAAGUCCCCCGAUUUUCUUCCGUACCCCAUGUCAAUUUAACGACCAAAAACAUUUUUGUUCAUGUUAGGAACGUCCGAAAUAUAUAAGCAAUAAUACAUGCAGGUAGGAUUUGUAUGAUAAGAGUGUGUAUGUUACUAUUGUUGUAAUUUAUGUUAUAGAAAUACAAAUUGGUGAUACGUAA
Manduca sexta (tobacco hornworm) is the source of this 6661-nucleotide messenger RNA. It is a transcript of the gene NC2alpha, whose product is annotated as transcription regulator complex subunit bur6. The record is from RefSeq and is a predicted model, not a curated record. Bases 149 to 1162 code for a protein of 337 amino acids. Gene Ontology annotation, molecular function: RNA polymerase II general transcription initiation factor activity; transcription coactivator activity; protein heterodimerization activity. Lineage: Eukaryota; Metazoa; Arthropoda; Insecta; Lepidoptera; Sphingidae. The transcript has 5 exons. Gene Ontology annotation, biological process: transcription by RNA polymerase II; negative regulation of transcription by RNA polymerase II; positive regulation of transcription by RNA polymerase II. Gene Ontology annotation, cellular component: nucleus; negative cofactor 2 complex.